CUCACGAGCAAACGCUAGCGGGAACGAGUGAAACUAAGCAGGGGGGGGCGGUUGGUUCCGAUAAACGACACCGCCAAGACGGAUUUCUUGUGGGACAAACGCACCGGCCUCGCUGCGAAAACGAUGCCUCAUUCAAGACGGUACCGCUCCUCUGAGCGGGGUAGCCAUAGUAGUUACCAGGACCGGUACCGGGGCCGUAAACAUAGAAGAAGACAUAGCCGGUCGAGGUCAAGUAGCAGUGAGAGGGAAAGAAGAGGCCGAAAACCAGAGGAUAACUUCCAUCUGCGCUCUAGGAGCUAUGAUAACCACUCCAUGGACUGUAGAGCAUAUGAUCGACGCUAUUGUGAAGGCUACCGGAGACUGGACUACAGCAGAGACCAUGUUGCUGAUGGUUAUUAUGAGACAGACUACUCAUCACAUCACCGCUCCUAUGAGUAUCGACGCUCUCGAGACAGGGAGGACACCUAUCGUAGUCGAAAGAGCAGCAGGCGUAAGCACAAACGAAGGAGACGUAGAACCAGGUCUUAUAGCGCAUCCUCCUCGAGAAGUGGAAACAGCAGCGGGGGCAGGACUCGGGCGAAGAGCGUGAGAGAUGACGAGGAAGGUCACCUGGUGUAUCGUCCCGGCGACUGCCUACAAGAAAGAUAUGAAAUUGUAAGCACACUUGGAGAGGGCACAUUUGGAAGAGUGGUUGAGUGUUUAGAUCAUCAAAGAGGCGGAUCAAGAGUCGCACUUAAAAUAAUAAAGAAUGUGGAGAAGUACAAAGAAGCUGCUCGUUUGGAGAUCAAUGUUUUAGAGAAAAUUAAUGAGAGAGAUCCUGACAACAAGCAUUUAUGUGUUCAGAUGUUUGACUGGUUUGACUAUCAUGGACACAUGUGCAUCUCUUUUGAGCUUCUGGCCCUCAGUACCUUUGACUUCCUGAAAGAGAACAACUAUGUGCCAUAUUCCAUUUCCCAAGUUCGGCAUAUGGCAUACCAGAUUUGUCAAGCUGUUAAAUUUCUUCAUGAUAACAAGUUAACCCACACAGAUUUAAAACCUGAAAAUAUUCUGUUUCUGAAUUCCGACUAUACAAUAAGUUAUAAUGCCGAAAAGAAACGUGAUGAACGUACAGUGAAGAACACAUCAGUGCGGGUAGUGGAUUUUGGAAGUGCUACCUUUGACCAUGAACACCACAGCACCAUUGUUUCAACCAGACAUUACAGGGCACCUGAGGUGAUCUUGGAAUUGGGAUGGCACCAGGCUUGUGAUGUUUGGAGCAUUGGAUGCAUAAUAUUUGAAUAUUACCUUGGCUUCACAUUGUUUCAGACGCAUGACAACAGAGAACACUUAGCAAUGAUGGAGAGAAUUUUAGGUCCAGUUCCUUCUAGAAUGAUUCGAAAAACUCGUAAGCAAAAGUAUUUCUACCAUGGAAGACUUGAUUGGGAUGAAAGCUCUUCAGCUGGGCGAUAUGUCAGAGAGAACUGUAAACCACUCCGGAGGUAUAUGCUUUGUGAAGCAGAGGAGCAUCAUCAGCUGUUUGAUCUCAUCGAGAGCAUGCUAGAUUAUGAGCCAUCAAAACGUGUAACUUUGAGCGAAUGCCUGAAGCACUCUUAUUUUCUGCCACUGCGAAACGGCUCAGAGCAGCAAGGGAGCUCUAGUGGGAAGAACUGGGAAGGCAACCGUGACAUCAGCCGGUGACCUUUAACCUAAAGAGAAUCUGGAGUAGCCAGAUGCAUUAAAAACUUCUCUGAUCACUUCUGGCUUUAAAAAGAAUUACAUUAUGUGGUUCAUCUUUCAAGAGCUACAAGGAUUGUUGACUUGUGGGCAAGAUUUGCUCACAUUGCACCGUGGCAAAAAUUACUUGCAUUUGUUUCUGGGUGGAGGAAAAUUGAGGAGUUAUGGUUCCUCCUCUUUCUUCUUUGAACUGUUCAUGGAUUUUGUACUUGGAUGCUGCUGCCAAAGGCUACUGGAGUAUUCUAGUGGUGAAGUUUGAGUGUGAGAAUUAAGAAACCUUCAGGUUACAUGUGAUCUACCAAUAAGGCUUAGAGAUGAACCAUUGCUGCAAAAUUGCUGCUCCUUUUUUGCUCUGUUUUGUGUAAAACAGGGCCAGCACAUUUAGGAAGCAGUGUUCCAUAGCACGACUGCUUUUAAUGCAGUCUACCCUCUCCUUUACAUGUAUCUGCCUUAUUCAUUCCUUCCAUGACAGUAUCCCUUAUUAAAGGAGUGGUUAAGAAUAAAUUGUAGUUUUGUGGGGUUAAUUAUUCUUCAAUGUUACAUGGGGUUUAAACAGGUUUUGUGAGGGCACUGUUCAAUGCUGCACAUCUAGGGUUGGGUUUCACUUUCAUGUAUGGUUUAAAGGUUGAGUUUAGCACACAACGCAUAGAAUAUAACAACUUCUACUGCCAAUGUUAAGUGACCCAGGCUUUGAAAUUGAAACAAAAUGAAUGGCACUUGGCUUAAUUUCAAGAAGGAAAAAAAUUGCAGAAGUCUGCACAAUAAGGUUGUCCUUUUGUUGUAAUCUUAAAUUUACUGUUUUUCAGUAAGGUUUUCAAGACUAGUAAGCAGUGAGAGUCUGGAACCUAAACAAAAAUUGACAUGCUAGUAAUUUGCUGAAACUGAAAUACUUUUCCACUAGGUUCCUUUGUAUGUUUAAUCAUUCUUUGGUAUGAAACAAUCGUGACACAUGCAAUAAAAUAUUACAGUACAAAACUGAAAUAACACCUCCUUUUGAAAAUGUUUUUGUAAACAAUACAUACUGAAUAGGAAAUGUUUUUAAAGUGUUUAUUUUAUGCAUUUAAAAUAAUUUAGAUGUGGGGACUGUUUAGUGUAGCAUUUGUAUUUAUUUGUAUAAAGGUGAGAAAAGCAAAUGUAGACUGCCCCUAUUCAGCCUCGGUUCAUUUGAUGCCCUCCAUCAUUCCUCCGAGGAUAUGUGUUCUCCCUUACCAGCUCUUCCUAUGGUUAGACCAGCAUCUACAUGUCAGUUUGGGAAAACUUCCUUCCAAUGUGAAAAUGUGUAUAUUCAUCAAACUUGUAAAUAAGGAGCGUUGUAAAUGUUUGCAAUUUUGUUUAUAUUUGUGUAUAAAGUUAUAAUUUGGAGAUAAAUAUGUCCUGUAAAAUCAUU
Molecule: messenger RNA, 3100 nt
Organism: Polypterus senegalus (gray bichir)
Lineage: Eukaryota; Metazoa; Chordata; Cladistia; Polypteriformes; Polypteridae
Gene: clk2a
Product: CDC-like kinase 2a
Exons: 13
Coding region: 124-1677 (517 amino acids)
Biological process (GO): protein phosphorylation; regulation of RNA splicing
Cellular component (GO): nucleus
Molecular function (GO): ATP binding; protein tyrosine kinase activity
Source: RefSeq, a predicted model, not a curated record